GUUGUUAAAAUUAUUAAAUACUGAAAUUUAAAAAUAUGAAAAAAUUAACAUUUUUCAUUACUUUGUUGGCAUUUGCAUGCUUGUGUCAUUCAUUUGCUCAAUCAGAAAAUGAUCAAAAUUGUGAGACUGCUUAUUAAAGCUUACAAAACCAAGCUAAAAAAUACCUUGAUAAUAUUAAAUUCUAACCUAGAGUAGCAUAUUAAUCUAUUAUUAAUAUGAGCUACAUUGUUCCUAAAUUAGUUGAAAUUUGUGAUUCUCCUGUUAGUGAAUAAUAAUUACUUGAUUCAAACUAAGAUUGCCAAUCUCAUCUCGAAUUGAUAAAUUCAGCUUCUUAAUUAAUCUUAGAAAACGAUUAUUCUAUUGCUAAGAAGCAUGCAGCUGAAUUUUAACAAAUUCUCCUCAAUACAAUUGCUAAUUGUGAUUCCUCAAAAAUAAGUUCAGAACUUGAAUAAAAUGGAGAUGGAUCUAUUAAUUGUGUUGUUUGCGAUAUUUUAGUUACUUUGGCUACUAAUGAUGCUGUCUACAAAAAAUAAAACAUCAGUGAUUAUUUAUCCAAUCAUUUUUGUAAGAUUUUCCCAAAUUCACUAUCAUCUACAUGCAACUCUUUGGUAAAAGUACUUGGACCUUAUAUUAUUGAAGGUUUUUCUAAGAAGGAUAACUCUGAUGUUAUUUGCAGAAAAGCUGGAGCAUGCACUGGAAAAUUCUCAUAAUGCAACAUUCACUCUUAAUCUUUCCCUUAAGAUUCACAAGAAACAUAAGAAUCAACUCCUCAGUUUGUGUAAACAAUUUUAAGACAGAUAAAAACAAAAUUAAUUGGGGAAAAAUCACCUUAAGAAAAUUAGUUUACUUCUUUUAAUCCCAUUCAAUGGAUAAAAGAUUUAAUCAAUAGAUUUGCUGAUGCUCACUAACCCGUUGUAGAUUUUGAUAAUGAUGGAUUUAGUACUAUAGGUCCUUUGAGAGGUUACAAUUGGAGAGGAAAGGAUUGUGAUGACUUUUAAAACACUAUAUAUCCAGGUAGAAAGAUAUGGGAAGGUAGUAACCCUUCAAUUGAUUAUGAUUGUAACGGUAUUUGGGGUGUAAAUACAGUGACAGGCAAAAAUUACGAAGACGAGCUUUGCGGUUAAUCAGAGAGACUAGGUACUAUUGUGAUUGGAGAUUCUGCUGGUGCUCACUUUUAAGUCCCUCCUAAAUAUUUUAAUGUUACUAUGUGGCAAAAAAAUACUUUUGAUGAUAUACUUGAAAGAGCUUCCAUGGAAUUUGAUUUACCAAAUUUCAGUGCUUCUUCAGGUUUUGAAAAUACACCUUUAGUACACUCAUUCUAUGAAAGAUUAGUAGAAAUAAACAGAUGUAACAGAGGUGAUUACCAAAAUAUUGGUGUCAAUGGGGCUAGAUCAGGUCAUUUAUCAGAUUUCUAAGCAAUUAGAAGAAAUUAAACUCAUGAUCAUCCUAUGCUAGUGAUUUUUGAAUUAAUCGGAAAUGAUGUUUGCAGUGGCCAUAAAACUACUGAUUCAUUUACUACACCAGAAGAAUUCAAAGUAAAUAUUAUGAAAGCUUGGGAAUAUCUUGAUACUGUUCUUCCUAAAGGAUCUCACAUAGUUGUUUGGGGUGUUGCUGAUGGAUAAAUUCUUUACAAUCUUUUGGCUGAAAGAGAGCAUCCUUUAUUUGUUAAAUAUAAAUACUUCUAUGACUACUUGAAUUGUUUAGAAAUGAGCCCUUGCUGGGGUUGGAUGAAUUCUGAUCCUGAAAUCAGAGCUGCUACUUCAAAAAGAGCUGCAGAAUUAAAUUAGGUCUAUAAAGAUAUUAUAGAAACUGUUACUUUUAAUAACUUUGACGUAGUUUAUUAUGAUGUUCCUAUUUAAGAAGCUAUUAACAGAGCUACUGCUGAUGGCUAUUAAGCAUACGAAAUUAUCGAACCUGUCGAUGGGUUCCAUCCAAGUUAAUUAGCCAACUAUUACUUCAGUGAUAUUAUCUGGAAUAAAAUUAAAUAAGAUAGACCUGAUUGGAUACCUGUAAAAAACCCUAAUAAUAAAAUCAUAGAUUAAUUAUUCGGAAACUCAACUAUUAUUGCUUUAGAAAGAUUUUGAAGUAUGAAAAAAAUAAAAAUGAAAAACAAAAUUUAUAUUUAAAAGUUAACAAUGUAUUUUUUAUAGAAUAUUACAAAAUAAAUUAAAUAAAUUCUGCUUUAAUU
This is a messenger RNA of Tetrahymena thermophila SB210, 2188 nucleotides long. RefSeq names its product surfactant protein B containing protein. Gene Ontology annotation, molecular function: calcium ion binding; acyloxyacyl hydrolase activity. The transcript is spliced from 7 exons. The record is from RefSeq and is a predicted model, not a curated record. Gene Ontology annotation, biological process: lipopolysaccharide catabolic process; negative regulation of inflammatory response. Lineage: Eukaryota; Ciliophora; Oligohymenophorea; Hymenostomatida; Tetrahymenidae.